AAACGAACCCUCGAACCACACAACACGAUGCCAAGGUUCUGUGCUGAGUGUGGCGCCCAGAACACAGGCGGCAAGUUCUGCUCCGAGUGUGGCACGCGCUUCGCCGACGACAAUGGCUCGCUGUCCUCCUCCUUCAUGUCAAAUUCCUCCGGCCCUCCCCCCGCUGUGCCAGUGGCCGCGUAUCAAGGAGCUGCCACAGCCGUCGCGUCGGCCUUCCGCAGUGAUAAUUCGCCCUAUGGAGGCAACACGUACCAGCACAACCCCCUCAAGAGCACCUUCAACGGGUCUCCGUCACAGCCUCCGCCCCCGCCCCCUCCUGCCCAGCCGUACGUGCGCAAAUCGGUGCCCAGCGCCUUCCGCAACAGCUUCAACAACAACAAUUCGCCUCCUGCUGCUAUUCCCGUGGCCUCAGACCCUGUACCCCCCGCAGCUACGGGCGCAGAGGCUCAGCAAUACUACGAGAGAUGUGUAAGCACCAUCCGAGCCUCAAAGGGGGGAAAUAACGAGCAGGGCGUCAAGAACUUUAAGCAAAACUGCCGUAGAUACGGACUCAAGGAGAUGGACGUCCAGUCUUUCUAUGCGUCGCUGGUAGUGGAGCUGGGGCCUGAAGGCACGCGCAGCUUCGUGCCGACACUAGCGAGACUGGUACCUGACGACGAUCGACGGAAGGAGCUCGUGGAUUAUAACGCGCAACAGCGAGCGUCUGCCUUUAGUAGCAGUGGCAGUAGCACGGGCAGUCUCGAUGGCAGACAAUCGGCUUUUGCCAACAGAAACCCAAGCAUGGCUGACUCGUUUCGCAGCGACUCGACUAUGAGCAGCGCCAAUGGCUCACAAAGCAAAGGAAUCUUGAACAACCGCUAUGCGGACCACCCGAACUGCGACGUGUGCAAUGUCCGCUUUGAUGUGACCAAAAGACGACACCAAUGGUACGAAAAACAAUUAUGGUAUGCGAAUUUUAUUUUAUGAUUACUA
Messenger RNA from Phytophthora nicotianae INRA-310, 972 nucleotides. RefSeq lists its product as hypothetical. The record is from RefSeq and is a predicted model, not a curated record. Lineage: Eukaryota; Oomycota; Peronosporomycetes; Peronosporales; Peronosporaceae. The coding region runs from base 28 to 966 and encodes 312 amino acids. The transcript has a single exon.